This is a messenger RNA of Camelina sativa (false flax), 2487 nucleotides long. Its product is annotated as cell division cycle 20.1, cofactor of APC complex. Gene Ontology annotation, biological process: positive regulation of anaphase-promoting complex-dependent catabolic process; anaphase-promoting complex-dependent catabolic process; positive regulation of ubiquitin protein ligase activity. Gene Ontology annotation, cellular component: anaphase-promoting complex. The record is from RefSeq and is a predicted model, not a curated record. NCBI's taxonomy places the organism in Eukaryota, Viridiplantae, Streptophyta, Magnoliopsida, Brassicales, Brassicaceae. Gene Ontology annotation, molecular function: protein binding; ubiquitin ligase activator activity; anaphase-promoting complex binding.
GAAAAGAAAAGGAAAUCCUAUUCCUAAUCCUAAAUUCUUCUUUCUUCCAUAUGUAAUCCUAGGAUACGACACAAAUCCCUAAUCCGCUCUUCCUUAAUUCAACUGCUUCGUUCUUCUUUCUUUAUUCUAAGUUCUAACGUUCGUGUUUUUCUUAAUUCAACUUCUUCUUUCUUCAUCUGCAUCUGGGUUUACGAUUGAUUGUUUCAAAGAUGAAAACGGAGUACGAUAGAUUCAUACCCAACCGUUCGGCGAUGGAUUUUGAAUACGCGCAGUUCCAGUUAAUGGAAGGAAGGAGGCUGGAAGAAGAAGAAGCCAAGGUAAUUGAUUCAUCUCGGGUUGCCUACAGAAAGCAAUUGGCAGAGGUUUUGGGUUUGAAUCGCAAUCGCAUCCUCGCCUUCAGGAACAAGCGACCUUCACCAACUCGUCGCUACUCCUCUGACCACCACCAACCUAAACCUAAACCACUCCUAAAGCCUCGCAGACGCAUUCCUCCGGAUCCCGAGAGAACGCUGGACGCGCUGGACAUUGUUGAUGAUUUCUAUCUCAACUUGCUUGACUGGGGCAGUGCUAAUCUCUUAGCCAUAGCUUUGGGUAACACUGUUUAUCUCUGGGAUCAUUCCACUGGCUCUGUUUCUCAUCUUGUGACUGUUGACCAAGACAAAGGACCCGUCACGAGUGUGAACUGGGCCUCUGAUGGUCGUCACCUCGCCCUUGGCCUCAACUACGGCUAUGUGCAGCUCUGGGACUCCGUUGCCCAAGUUCUACUGAGAACAUUCAAAGCGUGUAACGGCCACUCGAGAGUAGUGUCACUGGCUUGGAACAACCACAUCCUCUCAACGGGAAGAUUCAAUGGAAGGAUCAUCAACAACGAUGUGCGUAUCAGAUCACACGUCGUGGCAACUUACAAAGGUCACACUCGUGAGGUUUGUUCUCUCAGGUGGUCACCAUCUGGUCAGAGACUAGCUAGUGGUGGCGACGACAAUUUGGUACACAUAUGGGAUCUUUGUUCCAGUUCCCAAUGGCUGCACAGGCUCAGGGGACAUACUUCUGCGGUUAAAGCUCUCUCCUGGUCUCCGUUCCAGAGCAAUUUGCUUGCAACUGGCGGUGAUGAGACGAUUAAGUUCUGGAACACCCUCACUGGGGCUUGCUUGAAUUCAGUAGACACUGCUUCUCAAGUUUCUUCCUUGUUAUGGAGCACCAAGGAAAGAGAGUUGCUUAGCUCACAUGGGAAUCAACUUACCCUCUGGAACUACCCAUCCAUGGCCAAAAUAACUGAGCUCUCCUCCGGUCAUAUAUCAAGAGUUCUUUGUAUGGCUCAGAGUCCCGAUGGUUGUACCGUAGCUUCUGUAGCAGGUGAUGAGUAUCUCUGCUUCUGGAAUGUUUUUGGAGUACCAGAGACCGCCAAAAAACCUGCUCCAACAAGAAGAAGAGUUCAUGAGCCGUUUUCUCACUCUCACAUGCCUCUUAUUCGGGAUGAUUGUUACAUCUGCUCUGAUCAUAUGGAAAGCUUUGAUGUGUGUCACUGGAAGUGAAUCUCCUGUGGUGGUUGUUCUUUCUGGAAGCAUGGAACCUGGGUUCAAGAGGUAUGGUGCUCGUUUAGGUUCUUCAAAUGGGAGAAUAUUGCUCCAGAGUGUUCCAGGUUUGUUUUUUUUUUACUAGAGAAUGCAUUGCAGUGUUUAUGAUAUUGUUCGUUUUUAUCAAACUAUAUAAGUGGUGAUGAUCUCUUGUCCUCGAGAAACUUGGAGCUGACAUAGAGGAUAUCGAGAAGGUAUGAUCUUCUUAUGUGGCUUCAUAGAUCUACCAUUGUGAUUCUUUGUUACCUUGCCUGGAUUUCUGGUUCAGAUGCUGAGGAAAAUAAAAACCAAGAAGAUCCUGGAGUAUCAGAGAGAGAUGAGUUUGGUCACACGGUAUUUUGACUAUGAUAACCCAAAUGGAGCAGUGAAGGAAAUUUGGCGUCAAGGCUCGCAGAAGUUACCGCUCAUCUAGCUAAUGAGUAACCGCGAAGACGCCUCGUCCUAAGAAACUUAACCGAACCAAACUGCUCAUGUCUAUGCACAAACCAAACCGGUCUUAUCACUUCCAUUUAAACAAAUCUAUUUUGUCUACUGAAAGUGACCUUUUGGGUCGUGGAGGAGCUUGAACUCUCUCCGUCUCAACUUCUUGACCACCGAGACAUGCACAAGCCGUAGUCGCCUCCGCUGGCAUAACUUCUCCGGGUAAGGAAGACAAGAGCAUACGCAUGGCAACAGAUUCAUAAGGAAGAAAUGUUUGAAAUCAUUCUUCUUCUGUAGAUCCCAUUAGUUUUCUUGUUCUUGAUAGUGAGUGUCACAUUUUAUACCACCUAACUGCCAUCCUAUCUUACUCUGUUACUGUACAUGUCAUAAAAGCGAAAACAUAACACAGCUUGAAUUAGUUCUGCCAACAUUUAGAGAAUAUCAUACUGUAUUUUGUAAACUUCUGAAAUUGGUCAAUCAUCCUCUUUCUAUA